CUUCAGGAAAGAGUAGACUUAGGAAGCGACAGAGGAGAGUCAACAGUCACUAUGUGAUAGCUGCAGGGCUUAUUUAUUUACUUAACAGAAUAGCAUCCUCUUUUCUGUGUAAACUGGAAGGCCUUGGUUUCAUUACCUUCGUACUUUCUGCCCAUAAUGAGCGCAGAACCCAGUAGAAACUCUCCUGGCACAGCAUCUAAUGAGCUCUCGAAUGUGCAAAAAGCAGUCAACUCUGAAGAGCCCUGUGUAUAGGGUCAACAAAAAAAAGGCACUGGGUUAAAUUUUUGAACAAAAAAAGCCCCAAACUACACAAAGAACAAGUCCGCAAACAUUUUAAAUGUGAAGCAUUCCCUUGUCUUUUUUUCCCUAGGUCUACUCAGACAAAUUAGGAAGAUAUCUCAUUCCUGCUCAAGUCCAGGAAUUUACUGAUAUUGGUCAACAAUUUCAUCUGUGUGACAGAUGCUUCUUCUGCAGACCUGUUGUGGUGCAUUUACUCAGGAUGAUGUCAGAGCCAAGGGAGGAGCAAGAAGAGCACAAUUCCAAAUAUGAGCAACUCCAGACAUAUCCUCAUACUCCAUGGCGUGAUGCUCUGCCACUAUGUAAAAAAGGAACUCAAGCCACGUGUUGCAAUUCUGUGGUAUUGCGGUGAAACGGAGCAUCCCUUUCCUUUCAGAGUUUACAAGUAUUUAUAAGGGAGCCAGCUUCCUUCAGAUCACAAACCCAACCUGCCUGGCAACUUCAGUUGACAGCCAGCACAGGAAAAGAUGUCUCAUAUCCUAUUUGCCUUACUUUCAUUAUUUUCCUUUGCUGCCCUUCUGGAAGCACAGUGGAAACUGAGGGAAAAUGUGUAUGUCAUAGAAUCAGAAUGGACCGAUGUGACACCAGCUACAAGAGUGAAGCUCACCUGUAACACACCUGAUGAAGCACUGCCAGUUUACUGGAAGAAGGGCACAGAACUGAAGGGAACUGGAAAGACUUUAAUUGCCGAAGUGAAAGAAUUCCCAGAUGCUGGCAACUACACCUGUCUGAGAGCUGAUACCCAUGAAAUCAUCAGCUAUGAGUUCUUCCUCAUAACUAAAGUAGACUCUAAUGGGCAAAUGAUAAGGUCAAUGCUGAGAAGCUUUGAAGAGCCAAACAGGACAUUUUUAAAAUGUGAGGCAAAGAACUACUCUGGAAUUUUCAAAUGUUCAUGGAUGACAGAAAAUGAGAGUCCAAAUGUGAAGUUCACAAUCAGAAGUCUAAAAGGCUCUCAGGGAGAUGUAAUCUGCAGCAGCCCUGUAGCUCACACUGAUGAAUCAGUGACUGAAUACACAGCUGAGUGCCAGAAAGAAAACUACUGUCCAUUUGCUGAAGAGCACCAGCCGAUUGAGAUGUUCCUGGAGGUCAUUGAUGAGGUGGAAUAUGAGAACUACACCAGCAGCUUCUUCAUCAGAGAUAUCAUAAAACCAGACCCACCCCAAUGUCAGUAUGUGGCCACAAACGGAACAGUGACCUGGACGUAUCCCAGAACAUGGAGCACACCAAAGUCCUACUUCCCUUUGACUUUCAGGGUCAAAGCUGAAAGUACAGAGGAACAUACAAUCCAGGUCUAUGAGGCUGAUGAGCAGUCAUUUCAGAUUCCAAUAGCUGGGCCAAAAACCAAGAUCUCUGUGCAGGCCAGGGAUCGCUAUUACAACUCAUCCUGGAGUGAGUGGUCUUCAGUUUGCAGAUAACCAGUAAGAGAUUCUAGGAGAACAGCACAAGGCUCCUAAAGAAAGCAAAGAGUGAAUUACCACAAAAACAUAACCACAGUUAGAAGAAAAAACUGCAUUUGAGAUUCUUAAGAAGCCAUAAAAUAUCUUUUUUGUAAGAGAUUAAUAGUCCUGAUUUUGGCAGCUCUUUUAAGUUCCCCAGAUUUGAGUGAUGCCUUUAGCAUACACCAUGUUAUAUUAACAUGUAUUUUGAUACAAUGCUGUCAGCUGUUAUUGUAGGUUCUGCUUAUUCUUGGAGUGCGUCUAUCUAUCUAUCUAUUUAUUUAUUUAUUUAUUAUUUACUUGAUAUGAAUUGCAAUGUCAGAUGAUGGCAGUUGCUGUUUCAUGUUGUAAUUUAUUUGGAAAGUAACUUAUUGAAAGAACUGGUUUAGUAUUCCCUUAUUUAAUUGUUUAUUUAUUUGAUUAUUUAAUUAUUUAUUUGUAUUUAUUUUGUUGCAAUCUAUCAACACAGAAAGCCUUGGCUGCAUGAGGCAGCUACGCACCUCUCAGUUCCUCUCUGAUGACAGAUGUUUUUAGUAAAAGAAGGAAUUGCAAGCCCAGAGUCCUAGAGAUGUCAGCUGUCUGUGCUCACACGUGGUGAUGCCUGGCCAGGGAACACUGCAAACAGCUGUUGCACCAGAGAUGAGUUGCUCUCUAAGCCCCACACCUGCACCUGGACCCAGGCUGCAGUGGCAGCACUGGCGUGGAGGCAGUUUGAGAUGCUGUGGUUGACAAGGUCCUGUUGCCACCUCUCACGAACAUGAAAGGACAUGGGAGCCAGGAACUGCAGACAGCACCUGCUCCACAAAACUCCCUUUCUUUCAUGCCUGUGAUUAUCAGAGGCCUUUUAUUCAGCGUGCUCAGUGCAGCUCUUGCAGUGGAGUUUUCUGACAAUAAAAUUGAUUUGGACCUGCUAUGCCGCAGGCAGAACCACAGGGCACAAGCUCUCAGGGAUCUGCAAGUGAAACCAAGGCAGCUUAAACUAUUUAGAAGUUUAACUGCAGUGAAUCUGACAUUUCAGAGAGCGAUUGGUGACUGGUUUUAUAAGUGGAUGUUAAGCAUCUAAUUAGAGUUUUAUAAUACAGAUUUUUAUAGUUCAUUUUGAAAGUGUUUUCCUAGUACUGCAAGAAGUGCUAGAUGUUGUCACAGAACCUUAGGAAACAAAACUAGUCCUAGUUCUAGAGUGCUUACAGUGUAAGUCCCCAGGUCUGGAAAGAAGCAGAAGCAUGUGUUGAAGCCUGUACAUUUUUCUCAAACCACCUAAGUCCUGACUUUCAGGAGGGCAAAAUCCAUUAAAACAUCUUUGAGGAUUUAGGCCCUAAUUCCUGAUAGAAGUUCACUGAAAUUAAAGACUACCAUUGUGACCAUGCUUCCUUUUUCCCCAGCCCUAGAAAUGGGUGGUAAUUUAAGAUAUUUAAACAUUGAAGUAUCUGAUAUUUCAGAAAACUCUCAAAAAUCUAGCUAGAAGUGCUGUUACUAUUUAUUAAUAUUAAGUGGACGCAUCUUAUUUCUGCUAUAAAUGUAAUGUAUUGUGCUUAUUUUAUAAAGGAGCUAAUAAUAAAACACAUCUGAAAACAAGAAAAUUUGCUUUACUUGUGGUCUUUUAAGAAGAAUGGUUAAUAUCACUCUUCACUUUCCUAUAAGAACAUUAUACAUUACUUCUAAGGCAAUGUCUGUAGAGAGAAGUAACAUUAUUAAAUAAUGCUACCAAAUUCAUGGCCUGCAAAACUGCACAGAACCACACAGAAAAGUGAUGUCUCUUAGUCAGCAGUUUCUUCUAAGUCCUCUUCUGCAGGCUGUGAACUGGUUGUUUCUUUUUCAGUCUAAGAGUACAUUGAAGUUCACUGGGGUCUGUGGUCAGGAGGUUUGCAACUGAAACCAGGCUGACAUAGAUCCUGAGGUCUUUGAGGCUUCUCUCUAAUGCUGCUGA
Columba livia (rock pigeon) is the source of this 3660-nucleotide messenger RNA. RefSeq names its product interleukin 12B (gene IL12B). Gene Ontology annotation, molecular function: protein binding. The record is from RefSeq and is a predicted model, not a curated record. NCBI's taxonomy places the organism in Eukaryota, Metazoa, Chordata, Aves, Columbiformes, Columbidae. Bases 765 to 1712 code for a protein of 315 amino acids. The transcript has 9 exons.